This is a messenger RNA of Brassicogethes aeneus, 567 nucleotides long. Lineage: Eukaryota; Metazoa; Arthropoda; Insecta; Coleoptera; Nitidulidae. The record is from the annotation of a GenBank genome assembly.
AAGGUUGUGGGUUUGGCACGACGAAUUGAUAAAAUCGAAGCACUAUCAAAAACACUGACCGAGGAAAGUGGGAAAUUAUAUGCGAUUAAAUGCGACAUUACCAGAGAAGACGACGUCAUUAAAUACUUCACAUGGAUCGUCAACAACAUAGGGCCUAUUCACGUUCUAAUCAACAACGCUUAUCUCAUGAAACCAGCCAAUCUGACAAGUAAAACUAACCUCAACGCAAUGAGACAAAACUGCACAUACAAGUGUUACAUAAUUUCAGACGGUUCCUCCGAAGACUGGCGCAGGGUUUUCGAGGUCAACGUGAUCGCUUUGAGCACAUGCACGCGCGAAGCCGUGAAAAUAAUGAACGAGCACGGAAUCGCCGGCCACAUAGUGCACAUGAACAGUGUACACGGCCAUUUCGUGCCAGGAGGAAACGACAACAACCUCAACGUGUAUCCGGCAUCGAAGUUUGCCGUGACAGCUCUGGCGGAAAGUUUACGGCAAGAAUUACGAGUCGCGAAAAGCAAAAUCAAGAUUACGAGUAUAAGUCCAGGAUUUAUCAGGAUGGAUUUGGAU